GAAUUUCUAAAAGAGAUAUAUCUAUAUUAAAACACGCCAAUUAGGUCUGGAUAUUUCUACAAUCUAUGUCUCGAAAACCGAACCAUGCAGCUUCAUUAACUCGUGGCAAUGCAUUCACGAAAUUAUUUUUCGUGAUCACUCAGCUUGUCCAUGCCGUCAAGGCCAUGCCUGUGUUUGCUAGAAACACUGUCGGUGGUGAUCUUGCCACCACUCAUAAACACGUUCCUAUGACCCGUGAAGAGUUCUACUUCAACUUGUUCACCUCUGUAUUUUUGGUGUUGGUUGGUGGGGUCUUUGCCGGAUUGACUCUUGGACUCAUGGGUCAAGAUGAAGUCUAUCUUAAGGUGAUGGCCACUAGUGGAGAACCGCAGGAACGGAAACAUGCCCGUAAAGUGUUGCGUCUUAUUGGUAGAGGGAAACACUGGGUUUUGGUGACUCUUCUCUUGGGGAAUGUCAUUACCAAUGAAACUUUACCAAUCGUAUUGGACAACUGCUUAGGAGGCGGCUGGCCCGCUGUGGUCGCAUCUACUGCAUCUAUCGUUGUAUUUGGAGAAAUUAUCCCACAAUCGAUUUGUGUUAGAUAUGGUUUACAAGUGGGGUCCAUGCUUGCCCCCUUUGUUCUUGUUCUUAUGUAUAUUAUGUACCCAAUUGCCUAUCCAAUUUCAUUAUUAUUGGAUCAUAUUUUGGGUGAAGACCAUGGAACAGUUUAUAAGAAGUCUGGGUUGAAAACCUUGGUUACUUUACAUAAAACCAUGGGAGUGGAAAGAUUAAAUCAAGAUGAAGUGACGAUUAUCUCUGCGGUUCUUGAUCUUAAGGAGAAAUCUGUAGCUGAUAUUAUGACUCCAAUUGAUCGUGUUUAUACCAUGAGUGCUGAUUCCAUUUUGGAUGAAGCAACAGUUGAAGAAAUUUUUAAUGCUGGAUUUUCUAGAAUUCCAAUUCAUCUUCCAAAUGAACCAAUGAAUUUCAUUGGGAUGCUUUUAGUUCGUGUAUUGAUCAGUUAUGAUCCUGAAGAUGCCCUCCCAGUGGCUUCAUUCCCCUUGGCUACUCUUCCUGAAACAAGUGAAGAUACCUCAUGUUUGAACAUUUUGAACUACUUCCAAGAGGGUAAGUCCCAUAUGAUUGUAGUUAGUGAACGUCCUGGUGAACCUACCGGUGCCAUGGGUGUCUUGACCUUGGAAGAUGUUAUUGAAGAAUUGAUUGGAGAAGAAAUCGUUGAUGAAUCAGACGUUUAUGUUGAUAUUAACAAGAAUAUUAAACGUAAACAUCCAGGUCCAUUGACCAAGAGAAACUUAACCUCUUAUUUACAUACUAUGUACCAAAGAAGUGCUAGUACCUCAAAGAGAAAUUCAUUGGAUAUGACUCCAUUGAAAGAUGGACCAAUCCAACCAAAUGCAUUAUCCCCAGGAGCUUCUCCUAAACUUGUCCCAAUCCAAAAGGUGAAAUCUAAUGGAGGUGGUACUCCAUUAUUUAGUACCAAUGAAGUUGCUCAUUGGAAACCGAAAAAUCCUGCUGCAAAUCCAUUAGAAACCAGUAAACCGUUUGUUACCAUUAAAAAACCUCAUAUUGAUGCAACCGUCAUUCCUGGACCAAAUAGAGCUCCACCAUCUGGCAUUAAAAACGAAGGUUAUGGAGCGAUCCAUGUCACUGAAGCAGGAGCUAUUCAUGAAGCCCAAUCAAGAAAUUCUGAUGAUUAUGAAUCCCUUCAAUCUCAAAGGUUUUUACAAUCUGAACAAGAUAUGAGUAAUAACGGUAGUAGUGGCAGUCAUUAUAGUAAUGGCAUAACUAUUCCUAAAAUUGAAUAUCAAGAAUCUCGUACCUACAGAACUGGAGGUAUAGUUGAAUCUGUGGUGAAUGUUCAAGGUGUACAUAAAACAAUUAUAGAAAACGUUAGUGAUGAAGAUGAUGAAGCAGAAGGGUUACUUUCUAGUUUUAGAGGUUAAUAAUUAAGUUGUGAAGAAUGAAUAAUACAAUGU
Messenger RNA from [Candida] anglica, 1973 nucleotides. The record is from the annotation of a GenBank genome assembly. NCBI's taxonomy places the organism in Eukaryota, Fungi, Ascomycota, Pichiomycetes, Serinales, Debaryomycetaceae.